Molecule: messenger RNA, 1058 nt
Organism: Ochotona curzoniae (black-lipped pika)
Lineage: Eukaryota; Metazoa; Chordata; Mammalia; Lagomorpha; Ochotonidae
Product: leukocyte surface antigen CD47-like
Exons: 7
Coding region: 90-974 (294 amino acids)
Biological process (GO): positive regulation of inflammatory response; positive regulation of cell-cell adhesion; positive regulation of phagocytosis
Cellular component (GO): plasma membrane; extracellular exosome
Molecular function (GO): thrombospondin receptor activity
Source: RefSeq, a predicted model, not a curated record
GAGUCCAGGGGUUGUGCCAGUAACGGCUGCAGUGAUAGCAGUUGGCUCAAAAAGCUGCAGCGACGGCGGUGAUCGCCCUUGGCGCUUAGAUGUGGCCUUUGGUGGCGGCGCUGCUGCUGUGGCUAGCGGACUAUGGUUCUUUUCAGAUGCUAUUUAAAAAAAUCAAAGAUGUAACACUCACUCGAUGUAAUAAAACUGCUGUUAUCCCAUGUUUUGUUACAAAUGUGGAGGCACAAAAGUUUAGUGAAGUGUUUGUAAAAUGGAAAUAUAAUGGAAGUGUGAUUUUCUUCUAUGAUGGUUUUCUAAAUAUUUCCCGGUAUUACUUUAACUUUACAAGUGCAAAAGUUGAACUGAUGAAUUUACUCAAAGGAGAUGCCUCUUUGCACUUGGAGAAGCAUGAAGCUCUCUUGGGAAACUAUACAUGUGAAUUUUCUGAGUUAAGCAGAGAAGGGGAAACGAUUGUAGAACUGAAACAUCGCUCUGUUUUAUGGAUUUCUCAAAAUGAACGUGUGCUCUUCACUGCUUUCCCAAUUUUGUCUGUAAUUUUAUUCUGGGGACAGUUUUGUGUUGUAACAUUGAAAUAUAAAAUCAGUCUUGCGGUUUAUCUGUUACUUAUUCCUGGAAUACUACUUACCAUAUUUGUCAUUAUUGGAGUGGGCCUUGCUAUACCAGGCGAAUAUCCAAAAAGGGCAUCUUCUGGGGUUUCUCUAUUUGUAAGUUCUUCAGCGAUGCUAAUAGCAGCUCACUGCCGUGUGCUUAAAUUAGUUUGUGGGAUAACCUACAUUGCCAUUGCCAUAUUGAUAUUCCAGUUACUGGGCCUUGUGCUUGCUAUAGUUGGACUGAUUCUCUGUGCUUUAGCUUGUGUGGCAAUACAUGGGCCUCUUCUGAUUUCAGGUUUGGGUAUCAUAACUCUUGCAGAAUUAUUUGGACUAAUUUAUAUAACAUUUUGUGGUCCGUCAGUCUUACUUCAUUAGUCCAUCACAAGAUCAUAGAUAUGAUCACUCAGAAAGUAGUUGUUUCCCCACUUUAAAUUAAAAAAAAAUACAUUAUUAAUUCUA